Abrus precatorius (Indian licorice) is the source of this 1895-nucleotide messenger RNA. RefSeq names its product laccase-2-like. Gene Ontology annotation, molecular function: hydroquinone:oxygen oxidoreductase activity; copper ion binding. The record is from RefSeq and is a predicted model, not a curated record. Gene Ontology annotation, cellular component: apoplast. Gene Ontology annotation, biological process: lignin catabolic process. The transcript is spliced from 6 exons. The coding region runs from base 7 to 1746 and encodes 579 amino acids. NCBI's taxonomy places the organism in Eukaryota, Viridiplantae, Streptophyta, Magnoliopsida, Fabales, Fabaceae.
AAAUUAAUGGAUUUCUCCCGCUUUCCCUCCUUUGCAUCUAUAAGAAUUCUUUUGUUUGCUUUCUGGGUUAUAACGUUGUUUCCUGAGUUUGCACUAAGCAUAACAAGGCACUAUACAUUUAAUAUCGAGUACCUGAAUGUCACUAGAUUGUGCCACACAAGGAACAUUCUGAGUGUGAAUGGCAAAUUCCCAGGACCUCGCUUAGUGGCAAGGGAAGGUGACAGGGUUGUGGUCAAGGUGGUUAACCAUAUCUCAAACAAUGUAACCAUUCAUUGGCAUGGCGUUCGUCAGAUAACAAGUGGGUGGGCUGAUGGACCAGCAUAUGUGACACAGUGUCCUAUACAAACGAACCAGUCAUACACAUACAACUUCACCAUUGUUGGGCAGAGAGGGACUCUGCUUUGGCAUGCUCACAUAUCAUGGCUAAGAGCAACCCUUUAUGGACCCAUCAUUAUCCUUCCCAAGCACAAUGAAUCUUAUCCAUUUGAGAAGCCAUAUAAAGAAAUUCCCAUUCUUUUUGGAGAAUGGUUUAAUGUUGACCCAGAAGCUGUUAUAAAUCAGGCACUGCAAACAGGAGGAGGACCCAAUGUUUCAGAUGCAUACACCAUCAAUGGCCUUCCCGGUCCCUUGUAUAAUUGUUCUUCUAAAGAUACAUUCAGACUAAAGGUGAAGCCAGGCAAGACAUAUCUACUAAGGCUAAUCAAUGCUGCACUCAACGAAGAGCUCUUCUUUAGCAUUGCCAAUCACAGCUUAACUGUUGUUGAAGCUGAUGCUAAAUACACCAAACCAUUUGAUACAGAUACACUCCUCAUGGGACCUGGACAAACCACAAAUGUGCUUCUUAAAACCAAGCCAUAUUUCCCCAAUGCCACAUACCUCAUGGCUGCAAGGCCUUAUUUCACUGGCCGUGGCACCUUUGACAACUCCACCACCACUGGUAUCCUCCUUUACAAGCAACCCUUGCAUGACCCUUCUCCUAAAACAUUCCCACUUUUCAAACCAACACUACCACCCAUAAAUGCCACAAACUUUGUAGCCAACUUCACAGCAAAAUUUAAAAGCUUAGCCAAUGCCAAAUUCCCUGCCAAGGUACCCCAAAAAGUGGACAAGAAAUUUUUCUUCACUGUGGGACUAGGGACUAGUCCUUGCCCACAAAACACAACAUGUCAAGGGCCAAGUAACAACACCAAGUUUGCAGCCUCAGUGAACAAUAUUUCUUUUGCACUUCCAUCAUCAGUUUCUAUCAUGCAAGCCUACUAUUUUGGACAGUCUAAUGGAGUUUUCAAAACUGAUUUUCCUGCUACCCCUAUGAACCCUUUCAAUUACACAGGAACACCUCCAAACAACACAAUGGUUACUAAUGACACCAAGCUAGUGGUGCUCAAGUUCAAUUCCAGUGUGGAGUUAGUGUUGCAGGAUACUAGUAUUCUUGGGGCUGAGAGCCACCCUUUGCAUCUUCAUGGUUAUGAUUUCUUUGUUGUUGGGCAAGGUUUUGGAAACUUUGACCCCAACAAAGACCCAGCAAAGUUUAAUCUGGUUGACCCAGUUGAAAGAAACACAGCUGCUGUUCCUGCUGGUGGGUGGAUUGCUAUUCGCUUUUUCGCAGACAACCCAGGGGUGUGGCUCAUGCACUGUCACCUAGACAUCCACACAAGCUGGGGAUUGAGAAUGGCAUGGCUAGUAUUAGACGGAGCUGGGGCAAACCAGAAGCUGCCACCACCUCCUUCUGAUCUUCCAAAAUGUUGACUUUGACUAUCCCUUUGGUGGGUCCAGAUUCAUUGGCCCUGCCUCAUUUCCUGAGUUAUACUCCAAUGUCUUGUUCCUCUUUCAACAGCAAUUGUGAAAUUCUUUUGAUGUGUUAAGGGAAAAUGAAUAAAUUGUGACUCGUGUCAUUG